CCUACUGCCUUCAUCGAAUGGUACGACCCGGCCCCAGCUCUGCUCCCCUCUUCCUCUCCAGAGAAACCGAGGAUCCCAAAGGGGAGGGGAGAGAGGGGAGAGCCGCUCCUCCAUCACGUGAUAGGGAGUGACCUCGCUCCUGGACCCUAUGGGGGCUUCUGACCCGGAAGUGGCGCCUUGGAUUCGCUGCGGCUCCAGGGGGAUGGUGGGAGCGCGACCGGGAGCAGGGGCGGCCGAGCCGGGAGCUCCGCUGGGGGCUGGAGUAUGGGGGUCCCAGCCCCCGCGGCCGCCCCAGUCCUCGUCCCGGGGCGUGGAGGCAGCGGCCGUGGCGACCCUGGGAAGCGGGGAUAGCUCCGCGACCACCGAGGCCCUGUUCCUGGCGUUGGGGGCCGGAGUGACUGCGCUGAGCCACCCGCUGUUCUACGUGAAGUUGCUCAUUCAGGUUGGGCAUGAACCACUGCCUCCCACCGUAGGGACCAAUGUGUUGGGGAGGAAGGUCUUCUACUUACCCAAUUUCUUCACCUAUGCCAGACACAUUGUGCAAGUGGAUGGAAAGAAGGGACUGUUCCGAGGCCUGAGCCCAAGGCUCAUGUCUAGUGCCAUCUCCACCCUCUCCCGGGGCAGCGUGAAAAAGGCCUUCCCUUUGGAGGAAUUAGAACAUGUGUCCAACAAGGAUGAUGUGAAGACAUCGCUGAGGAAGGUGGUGAAAGAGACUUCCCAUGAGAUGGUGAUACAGUGUGUGUCCAGGGUGCUCUCUCACCCCCUGCAUGUCAUCUCGAUGCGCUGUAUGGUCCAGUUCGUGGGGCGGGAGGUCAAAUACAGUGGUGUGCUGAGCUCCAUUGGGAAGAUUUUCAGAGAAGAAGGGCUGCUGGGGUUCUUUGUGGGCUUGAUACCUCACCUCCUGGGAGAUGUCGUCUUCCUGUGGGGCUGUAAUCUCCUGGCUCACUUCAUCAAUGCCUACCUGGUGGAUGACAGUUUCAGCCAAGCACUGGCAGUUCGGAGUUACACCAAGUUUGUAAUGGGGAUUGCAGUGAGCAUGCUGACCUACCCUUUCCUCUUGGUUGGUGACCUCAUGGCUGUUAACAACUGUGGGUUGCUGGCGGGCCUCCCUCCCUAUUCCCCCGUGUUCAAGUCCUGGCUUCAUUGUUGGAGAUGUCUGAGCAUGCAGGGCCAGCUCUUCCGGGGAUCAAGCCUGCUUUUCCGCAGAAUCUCAGCAGCAUCAAGCCUCUCCAUUGAUUAAAUCAGAAUAACUUAAUUAUAGUAACAAACACCAUCUCCACCCAGCUCAAGUGAGGGCCUCUUCAUUGGGUUCCCUUGGAAGAUAACUGACUAUGUAAUACAAUAGGGUUUGGGUGUUCACCAUUCUGAUGGUAUUAGUUGUCCCUCAGUUGUGCAGACGGGGUGUGGGGUGUCAGAAAUUGGGAAGUGGGGUUUGGGGAUAGUCUGAACAAGUCCUUACUCUAUACUGAUUCUGAAUUAAGAAGUUCUAAGACUGUUUCGGGGAGCGGGACAAGGGACAUUGGAGCAAUUUCUGGUAAACUUCCCAGAAGUAUUGCAAAUGAAGUGAAAAGUAUUAAUUAAUAUGCGCACAUAGGCUUACUCCAUCACACCACAGCCAGGGUGGCAGCAGAUUUGCCCUGUUGUCUGAAACUUAGGCAGAGAACAGAUGAGCGAGUCUCUGCUCUGCUUGGUUUUGUAACAUAAUAAAUAAUAAUAGCAAUAGCUCAAAUUUGUAUAGCCUUUAAAUGUUUACAGAACAUAUCCCCCAUAACAGCCCGGGAAGCGGGGGGAAUGACAACCUAUUUUAAUGAAUACUCUUAAAUCACUUAAAUCUGUUGAUUAAUAAAGCUUGUGUAAUGCACUAAAGUUCCCAGAGCACUUUACAUAGAUUCUCAACAGCCCUAAGGUGGGCAGAAUUUUUUAAUCCCAUUUUCCAGACGAGGAAACUGAGGCUCAGCAAAAUUGUCUUGCCUAAGAUCCCAUACUAGUAAGUGACAGAUCUGAGACUUGAACCCAAAUGUUCUCUUAGGUAAGGGCUCUUUCCAUUUUGCGUCCUGGCUUUCCUAAUAUAGACACAAUAAAUUAAAAAAAAAAGAAACUCUUUAAAGUGA
Dromiciops gliroides (monito del monte) is the source of this 2111-nucleotide messenger RNA. RefSeq names its product mitochondrial carrier 1 (gene MTCH1). Gene Ontology annotation, biological process: positive regulation of apoptotic process. NCBI's taxonomy places the organism in Eukaryota, Metazoa, Chordata, Mammalia, Microbiotheria, Microbiotheriidae. Gene Ontology annotation, cellular component: mitochondrion; membrane. The transcript has 12 exons. Bases 149 to 1240 code for a protein of 363 amino acids. The record is from RefSeq and is a predicted model, not a curated record.